This is a messenger RNA of Meloidogyne enterolobii, 210 nucleotides long. The record is from the annotation of a GenBank genome assembly. NCBI's taxonomy places the organism in Eukaryota, Metazoa, Nematoda, Chromadorea, Rhabditida, Meloidogynidae.
AUGCCAAAUAUUGACACAAGAGAUGAUAGAAAAAUUAAUGAAGCAGAAAUAUUUUAUUUUUCUACAAAAAUGAAAGCUGAUUUGGGGCAAAUAUGUAAUCUUGCAUGUAAAGCAUUACAAUUAAAUAAAACAGAAUGGGAAAUUGCAAAAUAUUUAAAAAUGACUUUAGAAGAAAAAAUUCCUCCAAAAUGGGAUGUUAUUGUUGGUUAG